UUUAUCAUGUGAUCAAAAUGUCUUCGACUCUACAGCAAAAAAUAAAUGAGUUAGAACGAAGAUUGAAGCUUGAAAACAAAUCAAGGGACCAUGAUAGAACAAAACCUAUGGUUAUGGGAAAUGAUUUUCCAAUUUCGAGACCACCAAAGGCAGAGUCGGGACACCCAAGUCCUGCUAGAAGAACUAGACCUGGGCUUGGUGAAAUAGGGACUGCAUUUUCUAGACCAAGUUCUGCACCCCCUCCAGGAAGACGAAGACCAGCAGCAAAUUUAGAUUUAGGAGGAAGUAGAGCACCUAGGCAGUAUGAUGGAGCUGAAAUUGAACAGAAGUACCAAGAAAUUAUGAAAAUGACACAAAUUCUAACUUUUUUUGGGCAGAAAUAUCAAGCUGACAUUGCUGAGCUGGAAGCACGUGGAGAUCUGGGUCAUGGUACAUGUGGCCAAGUUGUUAAAAUGGAACACAAAUCUACUGGUCAUUUAAUGGCUGUUAAGCAAAUGCGUAGAUCUGGUAAUAAAGAAGAAAAUAAAAGAAUAAUUAUGGAUUUAGAAGUAGUAUUAAAAUGUACAGAUUAUCCCUAUAUAGUACAAUGUAUAGGAUGUUUUAUAACAGCUAGUGAAGUAUGGAUCUGCAUGGAGUUAAUGUCAACGUGUUUAGAUAAAUUGUUAAAAAGGACAAAAACACCAAUACCAGAGAGGAUUCUGGGCAAAAUGGCAGUUGCAAUUGUGAAAGCACUUAAUUAUCUCAAGGAAGAGCAUGGAGUUAUCCAUAGAGAUGUAAAACCAUCCAAUAUUUUGUUAGAUGAAAAUGGUACAGUUAAGUUAUGUGAUUUUGGUAUUAGUGGAAGACUUGUCGACUCAAAAGCCAAAACCAGGAGUGCAGGAUGUGCAGCAUAUAUGGCACCAGAGAGAAUUGAUCCACCAGAUCCACAGAGACCAGAUUAUGAUAUUAGAGCAGAUGUUUGGAGUUUAGGAAUAACAUUGGUAGAGUUAGCAACUGGUGAAUUUCCAUAUAAAAAUUGUAAAACCGAUUUUGAAGUAUUAACAAAGGUUUUACAAGAAGAUCCACCUCUGCUGCCACCAGGUCGAGAGUUUUCACAUGAGUUUUGUUCAUUUGUUAGAGAUUGUUUAACGAAAGAUUAUAAAAAGAGACCAAAGUAUAAGAAAUUAUUAGAACAUGUAUUUAUUAAGAAAUAUGAAAGAGAAGAUGUAGAUGUAGCAGCAUGGUUCUCAGAAGUAUCUAAAGUAAUGGCUAAAUUUGAGCCUUCAUGAUAAUGGCAUAUGAAGUUUAGUUGGUAUUUUCAUCAUAAACAAUUUAAUACAAUGCUGGUCAUUGGUUCAAGCGGGAGCUAGCCAGUGGUGUUCGGUUUUGUUUACGUGUGUGCAUGUGUGAUGCUGCUCAGAAGAUUAUCAAGAUAAACUAUGCGACUGUGAACCCAUGUGAUUGCCCAAGCUUCUAUUUUUGAUUUUCAAUUGCGUAAUGUGUAAUGGCUCAAGCAUCUGUCUGGAAAAAAAAUGAGCAAAUAUGUUGUAUUAAUGAUCUAUAAAUGGAUCCAUACGGAUUUAUGAUACCACAGAAAGUGCUUUUCUUUAAGAAUGCAAAAGUUAUUAGAUAACAAAAGAACAAAGCUACAGUGGUAUUUCAUAUAAACAAUUUUGCCUUCUUUCUUAUAAACAUUUUCAAUAUGUUAUGACAACAAAAUAGUUUAAUUUAUUUCUACAUCAAACAUUAGUUUGUUGACAGUAUCACAAGUUGAGUUCCUUUAAGAUAAAUAUUAAAGUGAACAAUUUUUUCUUGUCGCCCAUGCAAUGUUUGGAUAUCCAAUUUGAGUGACUAUGUGAGAGCUUAUAAUUUUACUGUGUGUUGUGUGUAACUACUGGAUGAAUCAGAGGAAAUUUGCAUGAAGGUCAAAGUUUAAAUAAGUUGUGAUAUAUGGAAAAAAAUAAACAGUUACAUAUGUCAUCUGUACAAUCAAAUGCCAGUAAAUCUGUUUUGACACAAAAGAAAUCAGAUGUAGUAUUUGUUCUUAAACUUGGUAUAUUAUUUGAGAGUGAGCUUGACCAAUUGUUUAUAAUUUUUCUAUUGAGAAAAGUUUCAAAUAUUUUCAGUAAUACCCUGAAUGGAAAAUUGAGCUUGAAUUAGGGUUUGAAAAAUUACAUUCUUAUGAAAUUCAUAAAAUUACAAAAGUAUUGACAACAUUAUACUAAACUGCACAUAAUUAUUUGCAGUUACAUAUGAAUAAUUUUGUGCUUGACACAUUAUAUGAGAACCAUGAGAAAAUCUAAUGCAUUUAAUACAUAGCAUCAUAAAUAUAUUGUUGCAUGAUUCCAAAUUUGGUAUCAAUGCUUCAGGUUAUCUCUAUCUAAUCUGAUUGUCAUCUAGGUCAAAGAUCAAGGUGACCACAUUUCAUAAAUUGCAAAUAACACCAAAAGAAGAAAAAAUUAUGAAUGAAUGUCACUUUGAAUUUUCAGUGUACUUGGUACAAAGCUUUCCUACGACUUUUAUGGAAUAUAAAAAGAGAUUCAUAGAAAAGUCCUGUAGGAACAACAAACUUGUUAUAUUGAUUUCAAUAUACUGUGGAUUCUAUUGGAGUUUAAUGUCACAACAUGGCAUAAUUGAAUAUGACUAUUCUAAAUUUGCAAGAAAUGUAGCUAAUGCAUUUGCUUUAAAAUUCUAUGAAACAUUUGGUUAUUGUAUAAGAAAUUGUACUGUGUACUCUUCAAUCUAUGAUUAAGUUUUUCAUUCAAAACAAAAUGCUUUAAUUUCACAUGAAUAAGGUGAUAUUUCGAAAUAUUUUACUCAUUUGAAUACAAAAAAAAGGGGGGAGGGAGAAUUGACAGAUAAAGCCAAUGCUGUGUAAUUUAUUUGAUUUAUUUGUGAUGCUCAAGUUAAAAAAGUACAUUUAUGUAUGCAUAAGAAUUCAAGAUUCCUACUCUUGAUACUUUGAAAUAUUUGGACAUUGUAUAAUUGGUCAAUAUCAGUAACUAGGAAUAUGAUAGUUUCUGAGAAUGAUGUUCAAACUUUGGAAUAUUUAGGUGCUGCUUUUGCUCUUGGAAAUUGAUGAAAUUUCUCAUCUAAUAUGAAAUCAGUUAGUUAAACUUUAAAACUUGCUGGAACCAUGUACGAAAAUGUCAUUGAAGUAAGCAAAGCUUUUGAACUACUGUACUGCAUAUUGGUAUCAUAACCAAAUUCCAAGAGGGAAUUAUAGUAAAAGCUUUUUCCUUUAGUAAUUUACUUCUUAAACUGGUUUCAAUCAUGCAAAUUCUUUUUUAAUGUGAGCUAUGUUUGAAAGUUGUCGCAGAGAUUACAGAUUUAUCAUCAUCUUUAAUCAAAGAGAAGUGCUUCCAGUAUUAUUCUCAUUUUUCUGAGAUGACUCUCAUUAACUUAAUAUUUUUUGUGGGAAAACCAUUCACGAAUAAAAAAAAAUAACAGUC
Mytilus californianus (California mussel) is the source of this 3431-nucleotide messenger RNA. Its product is annotated as dual specificity mitogen-activated protein kinase kinase 7-like. Gene Ontology annotation, biological process: protein phosphorylation. The transcript has 13 exons. Gene Ontology annotation, molecular function: protein kinase activity; ATP binding. Lineage: Eukaryota; Metazoa; Mollusca; Bivalvia; Mytilida; Mytilidae. The coding region runs from base 18 to 1268 and encodes 416 amino acids. The record is from RefSeq and is a predicted model, not a curated record.